AACGAAAGGUGCGCAACCAGAGAACUUGAAGCACCUCAGCUGCAGUGCUGCGACCGACUGCGACAGGCGAGACUGCGAGUGCAGCCCGCCCGCCUUCCUUCCCGUCUUCUUCCUUUCUGAGAUGACCUGCCCCCAAAGCCAGACACUGCCAGAGCGAGGGGCCCCAGAGAGGGCCGCCCGCGCGGGCACGGCAGUGGACAGAGCGAUUGCAACCAGCACGCCAGCGCCAGUCCAGCCAGAGUCAGACCUGAGUGAGAGUGCAGGCAGGACUUGAGAGGGCAGAGGGCAGAGUUCCCAGAGUGCGAGUGGGCCCCCCUCUCUCCCUCGCACUUCCACUUUGCACUCGAUUUCCCAUUCCUCCCGUCCCCUUCCACUUGAAUUCUCUGGUCUCUUUCUUGGAUCUCUUGCCCCCCCUUCGUUUCCGACACCUGCCUACCUAUUCAUCUUUCACAACAGUCUUGACCAAGUCCGAACCGACUUUCCAUUUUCGCGCACAUACGACUCUGCCCCGGCCGACUUUACCUUUCUUCAGUUCGUUUCGUUCCUCGCGGCGCAAUCUGUUCCCUUCUCGACAAAUCCAUCUCGUCGUCGUCGUCAUUCACCACUGCGUUUCUCCUCGCUUUUGGGCUUGACGCUCGCCACUCCUCCUGCGCAGAAGAACACGAUCCAGAUCCCGAGAGCGACCUCGACCUGACGCCCGGCUUAUUCCUUUUCUGGAGACUUGGUCUUUCAAUCUAGGCCUCGACAGUGAUUGACGCCGCCUGGGCUCUCUCCUCAAAUUCUCGAAUUCGACCUUCAUCAUCAGUUCCGACGUGUUCUUCCGCCCGACCGAGCGUUCCGCUGCCGACUUGUAACCCUGGCUAGUCCAUACGACAAACGGGCAAUAUAAUCCAAGGCUGUCUCCCAACGGAUGAAAGCCCCGGCUUUUUCGUCAAGUUGUGCUCGUCUCUCUGGUCAGAAUCAAUUGCGUUGGACAGCGCGCCAGCAUGCCCUUCGACCUAGAAAGAUAACCAGUCAACAACACCCUCCCGAUAUCCUACCGAAACCGCCGUCCCGAGGUCUUUCCAUAGAUUAUGACCGACAAGCUGCCGUCACUGCUGACGCCAAUCGCGCCUCCUAGUCGGACUUCAUUCUCCGUCUCUGCUGCCGUUCCUGUCCAAGAUGGUAUACGAGCGCAGGAGAAUGUUGAGGAAGAGCCGUACACCAUUAGGUGUAUCUGCAAAUACCCCGACGAUGACGGAAACACGAUCUACUGCGAGCUAUGCGAUACGUGGCAGCACAUCGAAUGCUACUACCCCAACAACUCUGAGGAUGCUCUCCGCGAUCCAGACUUUGCACACUUCUGUGUUGAGUGCCAGCCAAGGCCCUUGGAUCGGGAACGAGCCAAAGAAAACCAGAGGCGCAAGCUUACAACGGGUGUCACUGAAGGAAUGGCAGACAAGAAGAGCAAGCGUCCUAUCUCAAAGAGCCACAAGAAGAAGCCGAAACCGAGCGACCUGCCAUUGACUGGUCAGCACUCGAAAGCCGAAAAGCAAGCCAGCAUCCAGGACAGCCAUCCUCCAACAAAGAAAUCGAAAAGCUCGCACAAAUCUAGUCAUUCGGUUAGCUCACAGGCUGCGAAACGCAGUCCACAAUUCGGCAGCACCAAGUCCAACCAUGCUCAUCCUCCUAGUCCUGCGGCGACGCCACCUGACCUGCCUGCCGACUUUGAGAUACAUACCUAUGCCCCUGCGUUGCUAUCCGGCUCCAGUGACCGAGGUGUUGAGAUUGUGCAUACCAACAGUUUUGCUAGCCUCCAGGUGUCAAACGCCAUCUCGGCUUGGCUACGAGACCACAACAAACUCCAGAAAGAGACGGGCUGGGCCUACGCUGACAUUUUUCAGCCUCUACCCCCAAAUAUUGAUCAGCUAAAAAGGCCAGUGGAUAUUGAACUUUCCCGGAAGACACUCGGUCAAGGCACCGUCGCGUCUUGGAAGUGCCUCAAAGCGCCAUCGGCUAUUGCUCAUAACGUCCCUCUUGUGGAACUGAAUGGGCAGAUCGGGAUUCAGAGCAGUUAUUGCGCAGAUCCCGAUAGCCGGUGGCAAGAGCUGACGUCCCCGCUUCCUUAUGUCUUCUUCCACCCCAUGCUUCCCAUUUAUAUCGACACCAGGAAAGAAGGAUCCCAGGCUCGCUAUAUCCGACGAAGCUGCAAGCCUAAUGCCAUGCUCGAAACAUAUCUUUCAGACGGCUAUGAGCUUCACUUUUGGCUUGUAACCGACAGGCAGGUCGCAGCUAGGGAAGAAAUCACACUGCCCUGGGACUUCCGAUUCCCCAAUGAGAAUAAGUCACGGAUGCUCCGGGUUCUGGGGCUCAGUGACGAAGACACUUCAGCCCACGCCGAGUCUUCUGUUGACGAUGGGGAAUAUCAGGCACUUACGAGCUGGCUGCACAACAUCCUUUCCGAAUAUGGAGGCUGUGCGUGCAACCUUGGAUCAGAAUGUGCAUUUGCCCGCUUCCAUCGGAAUCAUUUGGGCAAAUCACAGGCGCCAGCAAACCCACCCAAGACCAAGAAGCGAAAAAGCAAAACACAAAGUUCGUCCACCAUCGGCACAGGGCCAGCAACGGACAGUCGAGCAGCUAGUGAAGGCCACCUUGAGGAUGCUCCCGAGAAUGAUCGCCGAUCAGUGUCUGGCUCAGCACGGAGCAAGCCUCCAAGCCGAGACCUCACCCCCACGGCCCGCCAGGGAUCAUUCGACACUCUUGGGAUAUUGACAGAGCCGACCGAUCGGGACAAGCGGAAAGUCUCCAUGAUCGAAGAGACCUUCCGCCGGAUCGAGUUACAGCAACAACCUACCAAGAAGCGGAAAGCACGCGGCUCUGAUGCAGCUACUACCUCCAAGAAAGGUAGCAAGAGCAGCGCUACAACCCAGACGACAAAUGCGACGAAUGGACCCGACGAACGCCACUGCCACUUUGCCAAUGGUGAAACAGCAAUCACCAGCAAAGCAACAUCACCAGCAGCAAGUGCGAAAUCUGGUCGGGUCACCAAAUCGAAGAAAACCAGUUCGAGGAAAGGAUCUGUUGCCGUCGUUUCCCAUCCUGUUCCUGCGCAGCCAGUCCGUUUGCCGUCUCGCCCCAAGUAUGCCGAUGCUGGUACUCAAACGAACCCCGACACCGAGGCCAACCCUGCACCCUCGCCGGCACGACCGAAAAGGAGGUUGGUUUCGGUGACGAUGCGCAUCAUGCAGCAUCAUCGCUGGCUGAAAGAGCAGCAGGGCAAGCAACGACUGCUCAAUCAGGCGGUUGCUACUGUCCCAAUGGAUGUGGAUAGUCCAAAAGACAACAAGGCUGUGGUUUCAGUUGCUGGUUCGGUUCAGGAUACAACUUUGAAACCCAGUGCACCAAGCAAGGUCACCACAAGUGAUGUCGAGAUGCCCGACGCGCCCACCGUAUCAGCGAGUCAUCUGAAGGCUGCCCAAAGUACUUCUGUCGUUACUGCGCCAAAGAGCAAAGUCUUGGAUCUGAGGGUUCCCAUGCCACCUGUUCCGCCCUUUCCAAGUUCAACCUCUUUGGCCUUGACCUCUACCACUUCUUUACCUGCAGGGACUUCGGCGGCUCAGUCAUCAUUUUCCGUUACUGGUCUGCCAAGUCCCCUGGGGCCGUCGUCUAUCAAUGGUCUGACUGCAAACCCAAGCCCAAUAAAGAAAAAGUUGAGCUUGAGUGAUUACACCAAAAGCAGGAUGAACAAAGCUGCGGCAGCUCGCCCAUCGGUUAGUGUGCCCUCUCUGAAGCCCAAUGCUGCUUUGGACGAGCCAAAGUUGACCACCAGUGACGACAAUGGUGGAGCUGCUUCUGGCUCCCCAACCACGGAAAAGGUGACUGAUACGACUGGCUCGACCACAGCCGCUUUGGCCUUGACAACUGCAAGCAGCUCUGUGUAACAAGUAUAUAGACUAAGGUCUUCCCGUGUAUGGAUUAAUGGUGGAGGAUGUUCUCAAGUAUUUCUGUUAGCGGCUUCUUACUCGGUGUCACUCUUGAGACCUGAGUCAUAGAACCCCGACAUUCGAGCGAAGCAGCCAGGUCGCUGUUAGGUCCGGGCCGAUUGCGAUAUAAAGUUUUAUGGUACUUUUACGUUUUUUUCACAAAAUGGGUUUGGCGGCUGGUGAUAUAAUUAACGUGGCGUUUGGGAUAUUUCUUUCCUGGUCCGGGAAACUGAGUUUUGUGGGACGGCUUCAUAUCAAGCCUUGGAGCCCCGUACUGGUCGGGAGUUUUUGUGAAACCGGGUUGGGUUGGGUUCACAGUGGUUGGUCUUCCAUGAUAUGGGAUGGCUGCCUGGUUUUCGGAGGGGGUUAUUUAUUUUGUCUGUUAUGCUUGCGAGGAAAGACAGGAAGAGAAAGAUGAAAUGAUCAAAAUGGGAAAAGCACAACACCAUCACAUCACUGGAUUUCUUGGUCAAAGUCAUUGGAUGGGUAUGUCAAAGGACAUGUCUCAACCCCUUUUUCCCUUGCCCAAUCUUGAACUUCGUUCUUACUUUUUUAUCUUCUUGUCCUCUCUUUCAAUCUCUCACUUCUUUUUAUGAUGACCAAUGGAUGGAUGGACGGAUGGAUGGAUGGAUCACGGCUUUUUUUUCUAUCUACGCUACUACGCUACUCAAGCAAUAGUGAUAACGCUUUGCCAAGGCAGUUGAGGCACUCAUUGAAUCUUUGAAAUGUUUCAAGUAGUUUACGAUACAUUUGCUGUAUUUUCUUGAUUUCGUUGGUCAGAACCUCAGGCAUGUGUCUUGAUCCUCCUUUGUUGGCAUGGAGAAAACUAGUCAUUUUGUCCUCGAAAUAUCUUCUGCUCUGUUGCCAUUUAGUCAAGAGGGCUGGGGAAAGGAAUACUACGAACUUUCUGUACAUGACAUUCAGUCACGGUAUCCCCGAGCCACCUAUAUAUACACCACAAGCCAGCCAGCCAGCCACCCAGCAGUACAUGUAUAAAUAUCCUGUUUGCUCGAUGAAAUGUUGUUGCUAGCUGUUACGUUUUACUCGCCUAAAAUACAUACAUAGUUAUUC
This is a messenger RNA of Neurospora crassa OR74A, 5033 nucleotides long. It is a transcript of the gene set-4, whose product is annotated as SET-4. The record is from RefSeq and is a predicted model, not a curated record. The transcript has a single exon. NCBI's taxonomy places the organism in Eukaryota, Fungi, Ascomycota, Sordariomycetes, Sordariales, Sordariaceae. The coding region runs from base 1074 to 3920 and encodes 948 amino acids. Gene Ontology annotation, molecular function: protein binding.